GGACUGUCCAAAAGUGCUUCGUUAUCUAUCCGAUGUCAAACUUCUUGCUCUCCCCAUCAUCUUCCGUGAAACUGUUGUGUCGGUUCAGCUCGUUCAAAUCAGCUCCACUCCAAACCGUCGCUCGAGAUUGCAAAGUCUCACAGCCAAGACGUUAUCUGCGGAUUCCACGACGCACAUUUAGCAGCCAUUCAGUGAAGAUGUCGGACCUAGCAGUUGAGCUGACAGCGCCAAAUGGCAAGAAGUAUAUGCAGCCGAUUGGGCUGUUCAUCAACAAUGAAUGGGUGAAGUCCAGCGAUGGUGGAAUGAUCACGAGCAUUAACCCUAGUGAUGAGAGCGAAAUCACAUCCGUGUAUGCCGCGUCGGCUGAGGAUGUUGACACAGCUGUCGCAGCGGCACGCAAAGCAUUCAAUGAUCCUUCCUGGCGUGACUUGCCCGGUACAGAUCGUGGUGACCUCAUGUUCAAGCUUGUCAAGCUUGUUGAAGAGCACAGGGAGAUUCUUGCCACCAUUGAGACGUGGGAUAACGGCAAACCAUUCUCCGUUGCGCUGGAUGAGGAUCUAGGGGACGUGAUUAGCACGCUCAAGUACUAUGCUGGCUACGCCGAUAAGAUUCACGGCCAAGUCAUUGAGACAACACCGUCGAAACUGGCUUAUACGAUUCGCGAGCCAAUUGGCGUCUGCGGUCAGAUCAUUCCCUGGAACUAUCCGCUGUCAAUGGCAGGUUGGAAGCUUGGCCCAGCUUUGGCUUGUGGUAAUACCGUGGUCAUCAAGGCGGCAGAGCAAACGCCUCUCUCAAUUCUGUACUUGGCCAAUCUAAUCAAGGAAGCGGGUUUUCCCCCAGGUGUCGUGAACAUUUUGAACGGCUACGGACGUGUAGCAGGUGCUGCGAUUGCUUCCCAUAUGGGCAUCGACAAGAUUGCCUUCACUGGUUCCACAGCUACAGGCAAGGAAAUCAUGAAGCUAGCUUCUGUUAAUAUGAAGAAUAUCACUCUCGAGACUGGUGGCAAAUCGCCUCUUCUAGUUUUUGACGAUGCGGACCUUGACCAAGCGGUGAAAUGGGGACACAUUGGUAUCAUGUCGAAUAUGGGCCAGAUUUGCACCGCAACGAGCAGAAUCUUAGUCCAGGAAGGCAUUUACGACAAAUUUGUUGAAGCAUUCAAGGAGCGAGUCAAGUCAACUAGUAAAGUUGGCAAUCCAUUCGAGGAUGAUACUUUCCAGGGUCCUCAGGUGACAAAGGCACAAUAUGAGCGCGUCCUUUCGUAUAUCGAAUCCGGCAAGUCCGAAGGUGCAACUUUGGCCCUAGGUGGCGAGGCCUACAAAAACGUCGGCAAUGGGAAAGGAUUCUACAUUGCACCGACAGUUUUCACAAACGUCAAGGAUGAUAUGAAGAUUUUCCGCGAGGAAGUUUUCGGUCCUUUCGUUGUUAUUUCGUCAUUCAAGGACGAGGAAGAAGCGCUCGCUCGUGCCAACAAUACUACAUAUGGGCUGGGCAGCGCUGUCUUCACGAAGGACAUAGCAAGGGCACACAGAGUAGCGAGAAAAAUAGAGGCUGGCAUGGUGUGGAUUAACAGUUCUAACGACUCGGACUUCAGAGUUCCUUUUGGAGGUGUCAAACAGAGUGGCAUUGGCCGCGAGCUCGGCGAGGCUGGCCUUGAAGCUUACACAAACAAAAAGUCGGUGCAUGUGAACUUGGGCAACUGGCUAUGACGAAAUACUGAAGUUAUAGACUAAUGUAACACCAAUGUGAACAUGCAAGGUCACGAACCAUGACUUCCGACAAUACGAAUACCUAAGGCUCAUUGUUUUCGAUUGUGACGGUGAUGUGUUUGACGUUAUAUUAAUCAGAUCACAACGGUAAUCAUAGAAGUUCGCUCAAAAAAACUAUGCACAAGUGUUUUUAGCCUUCUUAAUUGUUAUGCAUUACGGCCUUUUGAAGUGAACUGGUCGUAGAGUCAUCUGACAAAUAAUGUAAUUACGAUUGUUGACCUCUUGCUUUUCAGCCCUAGAAACUAAACCAAACUUCAAG
Molecule: messenger RNA, 2025 nt
Organism: Verruconis gallopava
Lineage: Eukaryota; Fungi; Ascomycota; Dothideomycetes; Venturiales; Sympoventuriaceae
Exons: 4
Coding region: 33-1706 (557 amino acids)
Molecular function (GO): oxidoreductase activity, acting on the aldehyde or oxo group of donors, NAD or NADP as acceptor
Source: RefSeq, a predicted model, not a curated record